Molecule: messenger RNA, 2052 nt
Organism: Harmonia axyridis
Lineage: Eukaryota; Metazoa; Arthropoda; Insecta; Coleoptera; Coccinellidae
Product: neurotrimin-like
Exons: 10
Coding region: 45-1358 (437 amino acids)
Cellular component (GO): neuron projection
Source: RefSeq, a predicted model, not a curated record
GUUAGUCUGUACGCGACGCGGUGCCAAACCGAGUUACACCGGAGAUGCGGGAGAAUUUGCGGUUUUGCGCGGUCCUGACGGCGAUCGUCGUUUUUACAGGGUGUUUGGAAACCGUUUGGAGUAUCAUGGAUCCGAAUAUAGAAAUUCCUAAAUUCACCGGACCAAUCCUGAACAUAACGGUGCCCGUUGGAAGAGAGGCUCAGCUGGAGUGCGGAGUCGACAGUUUGUCAACCUUUAAGGUUGCUUGGCUAAGAGUUGACACGCAGACCAUACUAACUAUUCACAGCCACGUCAUUACCAAAAACCAUCGGAUAGCUGUGACACAUGCCGAGCACAAGCUUUGGUAUCUACAUAUUAGAGAUGUGAGAGAAAGUGACAGAGGAUGGUAUAUGUGUCAAAUCAACACAGAUCCUAUGAAGAGUCAAGUAGGAUAUCUAGAUGUUGUUGUGCCACCCGAUAUUCUGGAUUAUCCCACAAGCACCGACAUGGUUGUGAGAGAGGGUUCUAACGUUACGAUGAGAUGCGCUGCGACAGGAUCUCCAGAACCUACGAUAACUUGGAGGAGGGAAGGAGGGGAAUAUAUACCCAUUGGGACAGGCAAGGAAGUGCCAUCGAUAGAGGGAACCACGUUCAACAUAACAAAGGUGAACAGGUUACAUAUGGGUCCAUAUCUGUGUAUAGCCUCCAAUGGUGUCCCUCCUUCAGUGAGCAAGCGGAUAAUGCUCAUUGUACAUUUUCCACCGAUGAUAUGGAUUCAGAACCAACUAGUUGGAGCUAUGGAAGGUCAACAAAUAACACUGGAGUGUUACUCAGAAGCAUAUCCAAAGUCGAUUAAUUACUGGACAAAAGAAGGGAACAUGAUUGUCGAAGGUGCCAAAUAUGAACAAACCCUGGACAAUAACGCCUACAAACUACACAUGAAGCUGACCAUAAAAUCAGUCAAUAAAAAUGACUAUGGUUCCUACAAAUGUGUAUCAAAAAAUUCACUUGGAGAAACGGAUGGUACCAUCAAAUUAUAUCACAUACCUUCCCCUUCAACGGUGAGGACAACAACAACCACGACACCUGCUCCUAUCAAAUUGAUUCUGGAUAAAGCUGUCGGCAAACAGCGCACCCGUUUAAAAGAAUUAAGCUCGGCUCAAAGCAGCAAUGAAAUAUCCGAACCUGCAGUAACGGAGAGGGGAAAAGAUCUCAGACUCAGGAGUAAUCCUAGCAAAGUAAGCGUUGAAGAAAACCUAAGCAAUAUUAAUGAUUACUCCCUUCGUUCGACAAACAGUGGCGAUUUGUCAUCAUCAACAUCGUCCUAUAUCCUGAAGACAGUCCUUGUGGCAACAUCUCUUAUGUGGUGCAGGGUGUAAUAUAAUGUAAAAUAGCAUAUUUUUCUUAAAGAUGAUUUAUUUUGAACAUGAUCCUUUUUGAGCUCUUCCUCUCAGUUUUUCACGAAUAUAAUAAUUUUGUGUCCGCUGUUGUAAAGAAUCAUUAAGUAUUUUUAUAAAUCCCUAAGAACUUACUUAUAUUUAAUGCUGGUAAUGUAUGAUAGACCUAUGAUGUUCAUUCUUCCCUGUAAUUUAAUUUAUUCGUAAUCAUAAUUGUACAUAUUGUAUUUAUUAAGACAAUCUAGAUAGUAAGUUACAAAUCCGAUAAACAUUCUUAGGAUUUGGAGAUCGUGUAAAUAUUGAGCUGUUCUGAAAGAAAGGGAAGUCUAUGAAUUCAAAAUCAAUAACUACAAUCUGCUCUAGCAUUAAUUUUUUUAUAUCACACUAUUUAUAUUUCCUAUUAUGGAAUCCAUAACUAAUGAAUUCGAAUCAUUUUCAAGCGUGAUAUGAACUGAUGAGUAUCUAUAAAUACCUAAUGUAUUUUUUCCGGAGUACUGACGUUUAUCAACGAAGUUUAUCGGUUAUAGAAUUGUACAGAGUAAAUAAUUUAUGAGUAUAGUUGUUUCCAUCGGAAAUGGUUGAUAGUUUCUUUUUUAAAGAGAAAAUGACAAUGAGGUACAAUUUAUGUAUUAGUUGUAAAUUAUAUGUUGAGUAAAACCAAAAAGGUUGAAGCUGU